Molecule: messenger RNA, 1839 nt
Organism: Cucumis melo (muskmelon)
Lineage: Eukaryota; Viridiplantae; Streptophyta; Magnoliopsida; Cucurbitales; Cucurbitaceae
Exons: 9
Coding region: 1-1149 (382 amino acids)
Source: RefSeq, a predicted model, not a curated record
AUGAAUAUCGUCUACCUGCUCAGCGAUUGUGUAUGGAUUAUCAAGCGAUUCUUGGUCAGUUUAUGCAAUAUUGGUGUUAUUCCAACCGGUUCGAAGUGCUCGAGAGCAGUUCAUGGGAUUGAAGACGAUGUGUUGCCGGUGACAGGCGGAGGUUAUAGAGGGAGAUCGCCGGCAACCGUGGGAGAUGAUCAGGGAACAAUUUUAGAUGCCAAAUCUUGUCCCAAUGAUAAAGGAAACACCAAAACAAUCAAAUCGUCAUCGCAACUUCCAGUGACAGAGGAGAAAAAGGAAUCUGAAGAUGACUCUACACAGUUCGAUUUGGAUUCUUGUGGCAGUCUUCUUCCUUCUGGUUCUACUAUCGAAGAUGGAGUGACUGAUGCAACAAUUGAUCUCACUACGUCCUCCUCCUUGGGUCCAGUUGGAGUAAAAAAUCUAACUGAUGAUACCAAAAAUUUGGAACUUUUGACUUAUUCCCAUCCAAGCGCAUCUUCAACUCACGAAGCUACGGUUGUGGAUCAAGGUGGAAUAGGAUCAAUCCAAUCUGAGGAUGGGCAUUUUAUUGAUGGUAAAAUAGCUGGACAGAAUAUUGAUCUAUUUUAUGAGUUGGAAUAUGUAGAUGAUUUUCAUAACCAACCAAAGAAUGAAGCUGAUCCUUCAAGCCUUAAGCAAGCAACAAUCUCCAACGAGGGUGGAGAUUUGGAUAAACAAAGGUUGGAAAUAGAGGAAUGUGGGGCAGUGGCUAAUGUCGCCAUGGAUACACUAAGUUUUGUGACCACUACUCCCUCUGAACGACCUGCUUGCAAGUAUAUACCCAAACCCAAGAUGAGAACUGCAGGAGACACUUGCACACAAAUCUCUCAGCCAGAAAUCUCUAAUAUGCUUCCACCAUCUCCACAAGUUAUUUCUUGUGAUACUAGCAGCGUGAAUGAAGCCUCAAUUGGGACGCAUUCGGAUGGUGUUCUUAAUGAUUCUCCGAUUAACUUUGACGGUUAUGCUCCUAUUAACCAGGACACUGAAACACCUGUUAAUGUAGAAUCAUUUGCAUUUGAUUCUUAUAAGGUUUCCGGACGAACUUGCUUUUACCUCACCGAUUUCAUUGGACAACCUACUCGACUAUGCAAUAUUUGGUUGCCAAGGAAAUUCAUAUAAUACAAUCUUAGGUAGGUGACCUCCAAAGGUCGAAUUCAUCCUCCUUAGUUCCUUAUUAAAUCUAUGAUCCUUAUUGACCACUAGCCAAAGAUGGUUAAGAGAUAAAUGAAAAUUUGUGUACAUUUACUCUUUUUUUUUUUAUCUGAAAUUGAGGCCAGCCCCACCUUGAUUUUCACCCAAAGGUAGCACAUCGAACGGUGGAUCUAGAAAUUUUGUUGAUGGAGGCUUUUGGUAGACCACCGGUAAUUCAUCAAUAUAGUAGAAGGGGGAAGAAUAAGUAGUUAUGAGGGAAUAAGUAGUUAUGAGUCGAUUGUAAACAUGGCAGAAAAGAGGGGGGACCACAGGGCAAGAAAGAUAGUCAUAAAUAGGAAGUUGAUGAAGAGAAGUAGAUACGGAAUUUCUAAGUAGCCAUUCUGUUUAACCUUAGGAGAUAGGUUACAGAUUGGUGAGGGAGAGUUAUUGUUCUAACGAAUUGAAGAUAUUCUUCAAUUCGAUUUCAUGAGAUUGUAACAAGUAGUUCUAUAAUCAAAUAAAGAUCUACUCAUCCUAUCGUAUCCCUGUGUUGGAAUUGGUUUCCAUCAUAUUGGUAUCAGAGCAACAUCCUGGGAAAGCAUAGGAAAAUGGCGAAGAAACAUGAGGAAUGAUUCGAAGCAUUGGAGCAAGAAGUCUUUGAGAUGAAGGUCAAUUUGC